ACAUGAAUACAUUCAAAACGUGUCACGUGCUGAUGCUGCAGCAUCUCUGGACCGCUCCUCUCGUGCUGCCUUCACGUGCACUCGGAUAUCUGAUUUAUUAACCUCCUUUUGUCAGAAAAGGGCCACAGCAAUAAUAAUAAACAUAAUAAUAAUAAUGACGGAACACGGGAUUAUUAUGGUGUAUCACAUUCAUAGUGCGCAGCAUUAAAUACGCGGGAUAAUUGUAAUAAUAUAUAUUUUUUUAAAUGAGGAGUAACUGUAGUUUUCAUAUUUCCGACAAACUUAAACGCAGCAGCGCUGACAGAGCUGACAGAGCAGCGGACACGGACUCAUCACUGCGGUCAGUCUGCGCGAGGAUUCUCUGGUCAGUGUCGGUAGAUCCUCGGUCAGUGUCGGUAGAUCCUCGGUCAGUGUCGGUAGAUCCUCGGUCAGUGUCGGUAGGUCCUCGGUCAGUGUCGGUAGAUCCUCGGUCAGUGUCGGUAGAUCCUCGGUCAGUGUCGGUAGGUCCUCGGUCAGUGUCGGUAGAUCCUCGGUCAGUGUCGGUAGGUCCUCGGUCAGUGUCGGUAGAUCCUCGGUAUGAACACGGAGGAGACGAACGUGGACGCUCUCACUGCAGAUGAGAAGCCGAAGGACGCGCCUCCUCCUGCGGCUUCAGCGGACGCAGACGCAACGGAGGCCGAUGUGAGCGAGGCGGACCUGGACCUGGAAGAGCAAGAGAAGCUGCCGAUGACCGGAGGAGGAGAUGGUGGAGGAGGGGGAGGAGAUGGAGAUGGAGGAAGAAGAGGGGGAGGAGGAGGAGGAGAAGGGGAGCGGCCCGAGGAUGCUGUCAACGCCGGAGGAGAUGCAGUGGCGGAGAAGAACGGCUCCGUGAAGCUGAAGAUUCCAGAGGAGGAGGAGGAGGCGGAGGAGGCGAAGUUCACUGGUCUGAGCAAAGAGGAGCUGCUGCGGGUGGCGGGAACCCCGGGCUGGGUCAGGACCCGCUGGACGCUGCUGCUCGUGUUUUGGCUCGGUUGGUUGGGGAUGUUGGCCGGAGCUGUCCUCAUCGUCCUGAAGGCGCCGCGAUGUCGAGAUCUGCCCCAAACCAACUGGUGGAACCAUGGUCUGGUUUACCAGGUCCCUGAUGUCCACGCCUUCAGCCACGCCCACAACCUGAAGGGUGUGGAGCAGAAGGUGCACGCCCUCUCUGAGCUGAAGGUCAAAGGUGUGGUGGUCGGGCCGCUCCACGUGGCUCCGCCCGACGACGCCGUGGCGCUGAGGUUCGAGGAAGUUUCUCCUGACGUGGGAAACCUGGAGCAGUUCAGGAGUCUCAUCCAGGCCGCGCACAGGAAAGGUAUUUCUGUGGUUCUGGAUCUGACUCCAAACUAUCAGGGAUCAUCUGGACCCUGGUUCUCCAACAUCAGUGUGACCAGCGUGGCAGAGAGACUGAAGUCGGCUCUUGUCUUCUGGCUGAAUGAAGGUGUGGACGGCGUCCAGCUGGAGGGGGUGGAGCAUGUGUCCACCGCGGUGCCGUCUCUGUGGACGGACAUCAAAGCCAUCAUCCAGAACGAGACAGAGCAGCGUCCCAACAAAAGAGUUCUGAUCGGGAUCACGGACCGGUCCUCGGCUGACGACGUGUCCUUCGUCCUCUCCUCCACCGGCGUCGACCUCCUCAUCUCUGGCGUCCUUCGGCCCGGAGACUCGGACGCCGCAGAUCGCGCUCGGUCCAUCCAGCGACUGUAUUCGUCCCACGACCAGACCAAGCUCGCCUGGAGCCUGGGAGGACGGACCGAGGGACACCUGGCGUCGCUGGUGGGCCCGGCUCUGGUCAGACUACACCAGCUGCUGCUGCUCACGCUGCCGGGGACGCCCGUCUUCAACUACGGAGACGAGAUCGGUCUGAUGGACGAGGACACAAAGUUUCCCAGGAUGCUUUGGGAUGUUGACGAGUGGCUGAACGGCACUGAUAAGGAGCAGAGGGACGAGCGUUUCUCCUGUCGACGCUUUUUCCGCAGCUUGAGCGACCUGCGUGGUAAAGAGCGCUCCCUGCUGUUUGGUGACUUCGUCCUCCUCUCUAACUCCUCCUCCUCGCUGGCGUAUCUACGCGUCUGGGAUCAGAGUCCACGUUUCCUGGCUGCCUUCAACUGGGCGGAGGAGGAGGCGGUGCUGCAGCUGCGUGAUGCGACGCUGCCCCCGCAGGCCGUGGUGGUGCUGAGCACCAACAGCAGCGUCCUGCCCGCAGACAGCAGAGUGGACCUGGACGACCUGCGACUGGGCCCCGGGCAGGCUGCGCUCCUCAGGUUCCUCCACACUGGAUAAAAGAAGCUUACAGAUUAAAAUUCUGUUCUCACUUAUUUGUUCUAGAAGGAAUUAGGAUUUGAAGCCUCAGUCAGACUGGAUUUGAAUGACAGAGGGGCGGAGUCAGAAUUCAGCUGCUGAUUGCAGUGAAUUUGGUGUUGAUUGACUUUAAUCAGAGUUAAUUAGAUUAUAGAGAAAAUAUUGGAUGUGUGAAGGGCAGUAACACGGCCCCGCCCAUGACCCCGCCCCCUGCACAGACACUAAUCCAGUCCACUGUGGGCUUUAAUCAGACGUUUGUCCCUCGUCGUCUUUUGUUUGUUGUACUUCCUGUGAAAAGUGAAUAAAAAUGAACAGAAGACAUUGCA
Molecule: messenger RNA, 2639 nt
Organism: Solea solea (common sole)
Lineage: Eukaryota; Metazoa; Chordata; Actinopteri; Pleuronectiformes; Soleidae
Product: 4F2 cell-surface antigen heavy chain-like
Exons: 9
Coding region: 577-2295 (572 amino acids)
Biological process (GO): carbohydrate metabolic process; amino acid transport
Source: RefSeq, a predicted model, not a curated record